Messenger RNA from Erigeron canadensis, 908 nucleotides. RefSeq names its product eukaryotic translation initiation factor 5A. The record is from RefSeq and is a predicted model, not a curated record. The transcript has 5 exons. Gene Ontology annotation, molecular function: ribosome binding; translation elongation factor activity; RNA binding. NCBI's taxonomy places the organism in Eukaryota, Viridiplantae, Streptophyta, Magnoliopsida, Asterales, Asteraceae. The coding region runs from base 98 to 577 and encodes 159 amino acids. Gene Ontology annotation, biological process: positive regulation of translational elongation; positive regulation of translational termination.
AACAAGUAGCCCCAAGCUGGCGGUGGUGGUGGUGUAAAGUUUUAUUUUGCAAAAAUCAAAAGAAAAGAAGAAGAAGAAUUGAAAGAAGAAGAAGAAGAUGUCGGACGAAGAGCAUCACUUCGAGUCAGGGGCAGAUGCCGGCGCAUCAAAAACUUUCCCACAGCAAGCUGGUGCUAUCAGGAAGGGUGGUUACAUCGUUAUUAAGAAUCGUGCUUGCAAGGUUGUGGAAGUGUCAACAUCAAAGACUGGCAAGCAUGGUCACGCCAAAUGUCAUUUCGUUGCACUUGAUAUCUUCAAUGGAAAGAAACUUGAGGAUAUUGUUCCUUCUUCGCACAAUUGCGAUGUUCCAAAUGUUAGCCGUACUGACUACCAGCUCAUUGAUAUUUCUGAGGAUGAUUAUGUGAGUCUAUUGACUGAGAGUGGUGGUACCAAGGAUGACCUCAAGCUUCCAACUGAUGACGCUCUACUCAAGCAGAUUAAGGAUGGUUUUGAGGAAGGAAAGGACCUUGUUGUGACAGUCAUGUCUGCCAUGGGUGAAGAGCAAAUCUGUGCCAUCAAGGAUAUUGGUCCCAAGUAAAAUGAGCUUCUGGAAAAAUACUUGUUGAAAAGGGCAAGACUUACUUUUAGAUUUACUAUAUAUGGUUUUUGAGCAGUUAAUGGCUUAUUCAGAAACAUAUACUGGAUUUAUGGUGGUUAUUUGAUGUCUAUUAGGGUUUAUGCAGCUCCUAGUUUUAUUUCAGUUUCUAUGUGUUUUCAAGAUUUUGGCUGUUAGGGAGAAGGAUAUGUACACUUCGCAUCUCAUUUGUUGGGAAGCCACUUGUGUGAACUUAUGAAGUGCCUAUCUUUGUUCUUUUGGCCUGUCUUUCUAGGUUUCAACUAUUAUGCUAUUAAGUAUUUUCUUUCCUCUA